GACGCCGACUAUAGCUCUGAGCAGCUUAGUUCACUCGUUAUCAGCAAGAACAAGGUCUACGAGCACAAAACACUACAUGUCAAUUACACAACUUACGAUCUGAGGCGCAAACAGGACACUAUUAACCCACGAUCGCGUGCAGAUAUAAUGGUCAUGUCUCAGGACUCGCCAAGCGAUGCUGGUGUUCACCCAUACUGGUACGCUCGAGUCACCUACAUAUUUCAUCUCAAAGUUCGCUUUCGACAAGAGGAUCCAACCUCACUUCGACGCAUAAACAUUGUUCUGGUUCGGUGGCUCCACCGAAAUUCUCGGUACCAAAGUAUAUUUGCAGCUCGCCGACUUCCACGGGUUUCUUUCCAUCCUCUGAGCUCUUCGGAAUGCUGGGACUUUAUUGACCCAUCUACAAUCGUGCGGGGCAUCCACCUCAUCCCUGCCUUCAAGAGAGGUCGAUCU
This is a messenger RNA of Coniophora puteana RWD-64-598 SS2, 453 nucleotides long. RefSeq lists its product as uncharacterized. The transcript has a single exon. The record is from RefSeq and is a predicted model, not a curated record. The annotation marks the transcript as partial. NCBI's taxonomy places the organism in Eukaryota, Fungi, Basidiomycota, Agaricomycetes, Boletales, Coniophoraceae.